AAUGCUCGAUGGCAACAAAAUGGUAUCACUGUAGCUGGAGGAAAUCAACAAGGCAAUGGAAUCAAUCAACUCUCAAACCCAUCGGGUUUGUAUGUUGAUGAUGAUCAAACAAUCUAUGUUGCUGAUCGAGCGAAUCACCGUAUUGUGGAAUGGAAACGAGGUACAACGAGUGGCCAAGUGGUUGCCGGUGGAAAUGGACCAGGAAGUGGAGAUCAUCAAUUGUCUAACCCAACAGAUGUGAUUAUCGACAAAGAGAGAGAUAGUCUCAUCAUAUGCGAUACUUCGAAUAGAAGAGUGGUUCGAUGGCCUCGUCGAAAUGGAACAAGUGGAGAAACAAUCAUCUCCAACAUCUCUUGUUGGGGUUUGACAAUGGACGAGAAUGGAUCUCUCUAUGUCACUGACUAUAGAAGAGAUGAAGUGAGACGAUAUCGAAGAGGAGAAUCUCAAGGAACAAUGGUUGCAGGUGGCAAUGGACGUGGAAAUCGUCUCGAUCAACUCUCUUACCCAACAUACGUAUUCGUCGAUCGAGAUCAUUCAGUGUAUGUAUCUGAUUGGAACAAUCAUCGUGUGAUGAAAUGGAUAGAAGGUGCAAAACAAGGUAUUGUCGUGGCUGGUGGUCAAGGACAAGGAAAUGAUCUUACACAAUUGUUAUCUCCUCUAGGAGUCGUUGUCGAUCAAUUGGGCACUGUCUAUGUGGCUGAUGAAGGGAAUAAUCGAAUCAUGCGUUGGCCUAAAGGAGCCACCCAAGGAAGUGUCAUUGUUGGUGGAAACGGUAGUGGAGAACAAUCGAACCAACUCCAUUUGCCCGCCGGUUUGUCAUUCGAUCGACACGGGAAUCUCUAUGUCGUCGAUUGGGGAAAUCGUCGAGUCCAAAAAUUCGACCUUCAAUCCAAUCCAAAGUGA
Rotaria sp. Silwood1 is the source of this 903-nucleotide messenger RNA. The record is from the annotation of a GenBank genome assembly. NCBI's taxonomy places the organism in Eukaryota, Metazoa, Rotifera, Eurotatoria, Philodinida, Philodinidae.